AACAGGUUAUUUAGAAAAGGCGCUUCCUUGCCUCAGUAAGCGGACCUUUUCCCCCUCCUCCUCCUCCUCCUCCUCCUCCUCCUCUUCCUCCUUCAACCUUCAACUACUUUGUUUACGCCUUGGGAACCCGAGGAGGAAUCUUCCGCCGCAGAGUUUACCCAGGCUUUCAGAGCAACGCACCCUACCCGAUGCCUCAGCCCGGCGGCCACCCCGGGGCCCCUUACCCGGGUCCCGCGGGCGGGUACGGAGACCCCGGCCAAGCCCCUCCGGCUGGCUUCAACAUGGGCUACGAUCCAGGCCAAGCUCCUGUCAUGUAUCAGCCGGGUCCCGCCGGGCCGGGCCCGAUGGCGGCCCCGGAGUACGGCGCCCCUCACGGAGGGAUCGCGCCGGCCCCGGUCGGGUCUCCAGCUGUGGUGCCUGUCGGGGUCCCACCGGGGCUCGAGUACCUCACGCAGAUUGACCAGAUCCUGAUUCAUCAAAAAGUGGAACUCCUAGAGGUGUUCAUCGGGUUUGAGACCAACAACCAGUACGAGAUAAAGAACAGUCUGGGCCAAAAGAUCUACAAGGCCAAGGAGAAGAACGACUGCUGCACCAGGAACUGCUGCGGCUCGCUGCGCAGCUUCGACAUGAAGAUCAAGGACAACAUGGACCGGGAGGUCAUCCGCCUCAUCCGGCCUUUCCGCUGCGGCUCCUGCUGGUGUCCCUGCUGCCUGCAAGAGAUGGAGGUCCAGUCACCGCCGGGCACCACCAUAGGCUACGUCAAACAGGACUGGCACCCUUUUCUGCCAAAGUUCUCCAUCCAGGGACCCAACAAGGAGACGUUGCUGAAACUGGACGGGCCUUGCUUCGCCUGCAACUGCUGCGGAGACGUCAACUUUGAGCUGAAGAGCAAAGACGGGGACAAGCCCAUCGGUCGCAUCAGCAAGCAGUGGAGCGGCCUUUUGAAGGAAGUCUUCACCAACACCGACAACUUUGGCAUCCAGUUCCCGCUGGAUUUGGAUGUGAAGAUAAAAGCUGUUCUCAUGGGAGCCUGCUUCCUCAUAGAUUUCAUGUUCUUUGGGACGGAUUAAGGAAUUAAACUAGUGAUACACAUGGAUGAACGUUUUUCUCUUGCAACUCACUUUUCGGUUCCGGAGACUAGACAUCUGGAAGCUGCUGAUGGAGUCCAGAGGAGCAACCUUCCUCCUGAAGACACAGCGGUCCAAAUCACUUAAUUUGACUGGAAAGUUAUACUUUUCAUAAAAUGCAUUCAGUCUGUACCACAAUUAUUUUCAUUUACUAAGAACAAAAAUGCACAUGAGACCAAUAAAAUCAAUUCCAGGAAGCAGAAUUUAGAAAUCUCUAUACAUCAAAUUAAGUUAUUUAAAUAACUUAAGACACAAGCUAAAUUUCAUAUAGCUGAUUGUACGUGUGAACGGUUCCAUUUAAAUAAUGCGUUCCUUUCUCCUCACCUCUUCUCAUUGCCUCUGUGGUGGAACUGGUUCUUCCUUUGGGGAGAAACCUGCUCCGGUGGGGCGAGGAAAGUCUCAGAAUGAGGGGAACGCUUGUCCGUCUCCCCGGCGUCCCCCACGGACAGGUCUCCCUGGUCCGAGCCAUCGUGCGGGUGGAGGAACAUCUCCUGUUCCAGCCAGUUCACCUCCUGCAGGCAAAAACCCUACAAUGACUAGACGGACCGGGGGGGGGGGGGG
Messenger RNA from Pungitius pungitius (ninespine stickleback), 1688 nucleotides. RefSeq names its product phospholipid scramblase 2-like. The transcript is spliced from 7 exons. Gene Ontology annotation, cellular component: plasma membrane. Lineage: Eukaryota; Metazoa; Chordata; Actinopteri; Perciformes; Gasterosteidae. Gene Ontology annotation, molecular function: phospholipid scramblase activity. Bases 189 to 1070 code for a protein of 293 amino acids. The record is from RefSeq and is a predicted model, not a curated record. Gene Ontology annotation, biological process: plasma membrane phospholipid scrambling.